GGAAGAUGUGUGGAUAGGCGUAGCCAGAGUUCAAGUUCUGCUUCCUGUCCCACUCACCGGCCAUCUCUAACUUGUCAGAGAAGGAAGCAGACGUUCCCCUACCCACAAAGAUGGCUGGUGUUUGCCUCCGAUACGCGAUCUGCCUCUUGACAUACUGUGCUCUGCAGCUGUUUUGGCUCUUCCUCCAUGAUGUGGAGGCUUCCAGUUGUCAACGUGUCAUCCAUAAGAAAGUUGGAGACACCGUGGAGUUGUCAUCCUGCUUACCAACUGAAGAGGUCAUAAUGGCACUCUGGAGAUAUGGAUCGUCAAUAAUUGCAGAAAAAGAUAAGAAACUUUCUGAAAACCAUCAGUUCAAAGGCAGAUUAGACUUUAACCCCACAACCUUCAGUUUAACAGUGAGAGAACUGACUCUCCAAGAUUCUGGUGAUUAUCAUUUUGCCUCUGCGGUGACUGGCAAACAGAGGGGAACAGUCAUCAUCACCCUGCAAGUUCACGAGACCAUUACUAAAGAGCCCAACGUCUUUUUCAAUUCCACCUGGCACCCCUCAAAUGAAUCCUGUACGGCUUUGCUGAAGUGCAGUGCACCCCCUGAAAGCAAUGUCACCUACAACUGGACGGUGGGGAACCAAACUAUAACUGGCUCCAGCCUGGAAUACAGCAUGCGACCUCAGGACGGAGAAACCAAAUUCACCUGCACUAUUUCCAACAUUGUCAGUGAGAUGUCAGCAUCCAGAACCGAGAGUUGCAGCAACAAUACAGCUGACCCAUCUAAACCAGCUGAUGGUUCUGUCUACGAAACGAUGAGAGGCUCUAAAGAUGCUGAAACAGGUACAGUGAUGAUUGUGCCUAUGAAAACACGAGAGGCUCUGCAGAAGCUGGGAAAGCACAUUCGCAUGGGGUAA
Molecule: messenger RNA, 902 nt
Organism: Epinephelus lanceolatus (giant grouper)
Lineage: Eukaryota; Metazoa; Chordata; Actinopteri; Perciformes; Serranidae
Source: RefSeq, a predicted model, not a curated record